AAUGUAUCUCUGACGCUCAGUCUUUUUAUGUGUUUCAAAAUGGCAGAAGCCAUGGACUCGGUCAGUUGUUCGAUCUGUUUGGAGAUACUAAAAGAUCCAGUGACUAUUCCCUGUGGACACAGCUACUGUAUUGGCUGUAUUAAAGGCUACUGGGAUCAGGAAGAUCGGAAGCUUGUCUGCAGCUGUCCCCAGUGCAGACAGACCUUCAACCCAAGGCCUUUUCUGAACAGAAACACAGUUAUGGCUGAAAUGGUGAAGACACUGACAGAAAAAAAUACUAAAAAGAAGAAGAAGAAGAAGACAAAACUCCAAACUGCUCCUCCUGCUCACUGUUAUGCUGGACCUGGAGAUGUUGAUUGUGACGUCUGCACUGGGACAAAAUUAAAAGCUGUCAAGUUCUGUCUGGUGUGUCUGGCCUCUUACUGUGAGACACACCUCCAGCCUCACUAUGAAUCUCCUGCCUUUAAGAAGCACAAGAUGGUCAAGGCCUCCACACAACUCCAGGAGAAGAUCUGCUCUCAUCAUGACAAACUACUGGAGGUUUACUGCCGGACAGAUCAGCAAUGUAUCUGUCAUCUGUGUAUGUUGGAUCAACAUAAAGGCCAUGAUACAGUCUCUGCUGCAGCCGAAAUAGCUGAAAAACAAAGGCAGUUGGGGGAGAAAUCUAAGCAGAGAAUCAAGGAGAGAGAGAAGGAGAUGCUGGAGGUGAGACAGGCUGUGAAGUCAUUCAAGCACUCUACACAGGCAGCAGUUGAGAGUAGUGAGAAGAUCUUUAAUGAACUGAUCCGCUCCAUUGAGGGAAGGCGCACUGAGGUGAAGGAGCUUAUCAGAGCCCAGGAGAAGGCUAAUGUGAGUCGGGCUGAAGGACUCCUGAAGCAGCUGGAGCAGGAGGUGGCUGAGCUGAAGAGGAGAGAGGCUGAGCUGGAGCAGCUUUCACACACAGAGGAUCACAUCCAUUUCCUCCAGGUGACGUCACUGUCCAUUGCAGCAGAGCUUCCAGUCUCUCUGUGUCCCUCCUGGGUCUGAGACCUUACCCAGCAUCACUAUCAACCAUCACGUCUCCUUUGAGGAUGUUAUGAACUCUGUCUCUGAGCUGAGAAACCGACUUCAAGAUAUCUGCGCUGGAGAGAUAAUUAUGUUGUCUGUACAAA
Oncorhynchus mykiss (rainbow trout) is the source of this 1151-nucleotide messenger RNA. Lineage: Eukaryota; Metazoa; Chordata; Actinopteri; Salmoniformes; Salmonidae. The record is from RefSeq and is a predicted model, not a curated record.